Molecule: messenger RNA, 633 nt
Organism: Symbiodinium sp. CCMP2456
Lineage: Eukaryota; Dinophyceae; Suessiales; Symbiodiniaceae
Source: the annotation of a GenBank genome assembly
AUGGCCUUGCCGCGAGGCUUUACGCUUGAACCCGCGGACAAGAUCCAGCUGCAGCAGUUCUACGGAUCCCUAUGUAUGGCCUCCUUGCUCUUCAACCUGCUUUGUAUUAUGAGCUGCGUAGUGCAUCUCAGCUAUGUGGACCCACUGUCCGAACUUGACGCCAUCAAGUUCUUCCUGAUGCGUAUCGACUCCCUUGGAGAUCCUAUUGUUUUCAUGGUGGAGUCGUGCAUCUUUUUCAUGGGAGCCGUAUCUGUGUGGGUCCUGGGUACCUUUGGCCUUGCCCUGGCCCUUCAGAAUUUCGUUUGCCUGAUCAUCUUCAUCGCGGGAAAUGCCCAGCUGUGGGCAAAGACCAGCGCGUUCGCGCCAAGCAUGAACUUGAGGUGGACACAAGACCCCAGCCUUUGGGCUGCCGAAGACAUCAUGUACGGACUAAAGAAGAGGAGCAACAAUGCUCAGGUGGUGUCCUUCGUCCAGAAGUUUGGCAAAGUGGUCUUGGAGCAGGAACAGCAAGGGCUUAGGCCGCGCACCUACGAUGGUGGGCGGCGCCUAUGCCCUCCGACCUCAAUGGCCCAAUGUGGCCGCAGCGCUCCAUGCUGCGGAAGACCAGCUCCGUCCCUUAACCAUAAACCCUAA